Messenger RNA from Rodentolepis nana, 615 nucleotides. NCBI's taxonomy places the organism in Eukaryota, Metazoa, Platyhelminthes, Cestoda, Cyclophyllidea, Hymenolepididae. The record is from the annotation of a GenBank genome assembly.
AUGCUGGGGCUCGCCAGCCUUCUCCUUUUAGCUCCUUCAUGGGCAUUUUGCAGUGAAAUUGGAAAGUCAGACCUGACAUCUCAGGAACGUCAAUGGCUAAUCAAUUUCCAUCACAGCCAAAGAGAACAAGUUAAACCACCUGCAUCUAACAUGAUGUAUAUGAAUUACUCCAUGGACCUCGAAGAUCUGGCUGCUUCAAUGUUGUCUUCCUGCAAAAUUUUGGAGAUAAAUGGGACGAAUAUGGGAAAUUACAGCUGGAAUUUGGCCUUCAGUUUGAAGGAGACACCAAGUGUUAAGGAGUUUGCCUCUGCCUGGGCACACCAAAAACGACAUUUUGAGAAUAGUCCGAAUGGAACUUGUUCUUACUGCGGAGAAUACAAAAAGGCUAUGCCUACACUAGCUGUUCUCUUACAAUCUGGUGAUCCUGAGUCGAUUACUGACAGUGGAAAUUGGCAAACCGAUUCUCCCUAUCUCCAAGGUUCAAGUUGUUCCGGCUGUGGAAUCAAUGUGACAUGCACUCAAAGUCAAUGCGAUCUUAAUCCACAAUCCAGAAAUCGUCUUGGAGUCAUGUUCUGGGGUUUUGUAGCCGCAUUCUUCUUCACGUUCUUUGACUAA